CCCCAGCCUACAUCCCCUCACGAAGUCAACACAUACCGUCUUUCACGAUCGUUAAAUACUUUUUUCGCACUUUCCCUGAACGAACGAACGAUCCAUGAGUGGUGUCAGCAUCCCAGCGAAUGCACCGGUUGGAGGCAUUAGCUUCACCAAACCGCCAGCUACGGCAGUGUCAUACUACAAACUCGCCACCAAUAUCCCUAUCACUAUCGGAUGGAACCUGACAAGCCUCUACGUUACCCCUACCUCCCUCACCUUCUCCGCGUUCUGCUCCAGCAACGGGAACACGUAUCCAGUAGGGCCAACAAGCGUCCCGGGGACUGUAACGGAGCUUACUUGGACACCAUGGACAUAUCAAACCGGUGCAGUUGGUGUCCAGACGCCUUUGAUUCAGGGUACAUAUACGCUGCAAGUUCAAGACGAGCGAGGAACAACAGCUCUUGGGUCUCCUGGUCUAUUUCAAUAUAAUGAUCAAAUGACCUUUGCGUUUUACACGCCUCAACCUUAUACACCUUUGUCUGAAUGGCAAUGUGCAUCAUGCCAAAAGGGUGCUGCAGGGAUGACGCAGCCUCAUCCUGCCUUGUUUGGGAUAGUUGCAGCUACUCUGAUCAUGCUCCUCUCGGGUUGGGGUUUACUUCGAUCAUUCUUCCAUCGAACGAGCAGGUGACAGUGCUUGAUGUCCCAACGUUAACGCUGCUCAGGAGCGAUGUCAUGUCGAGGUGGUUGGGGAUCCUUUCAUCUCAUUGGACUGGUUGCCGAGUAUCCGCCGUAGUUAUAUUAUUCCUCACAUCAGUAAUUAAUGGACAUGGUCCCAUUUCGUUUCAUUCGUCAAGCAUCCGUGCGUUCCCUUAU
This is a messenger RNA of Cantharellus anzutake, 849 nucleotides long. RefSeq lists its product as uncharacterized. The record is from RefSeq and is a predicted model, not a curated record. Bases 95 to 664 code for a protein of 189 amino acids. The transcript has 2 exons. Lineage: Eukaryota; Fungi; Basidiomycota; Agaricomycetes; Cantharellales; Hydnaceae.